CGCGCAUGCGCAGUGUGGCCAGACUCCGCCGAUCCGCAGCUGUAGUAGAGUUACUCCUGGCUCCUGUCACGCAGAUCAGAGUAAAUCUGUCCAGAUCUGAGCUCAUAUAACCGCUUUCAGCAGGCGCGGAGCCAUGCGCAGCGGUGCGUGGAGCGCCCGGACUCUGUCCCCUGUCCUCCUGCCCCGCUGGUUCUGUGACGCCGGAGCCCGACCCGCUGGUCAGAGAUCGGGCCGGUUCUUUAGCUCGGAUCCCAACGCUGCUCUUCCUACGCACGCGCGUGUCAUCAUCUGUGGAGGCGGAGUCGUGGGAACAUCAGUGGCCUAUCACCUGUCCCGACUGGGCUGGAGGGAGAUCGUGCUCCUGGAGCAGGGCAGACUCGGAGCCGGUACGACGCGCUUCUGUGCAGGAAUAGUCAGCGUUGCCAAACCUCUUUCUAUAGAGAGUAAAAUGGCAGAUUAUUCGAACACACUCUAUGAGCGUUUGGAGAAAGAGACGGGCGUUAAAACGGGUUUCGUUCGGACCGGCUCUCUGUGUUUGGCUCAGAAUCAGGAUCGGUUCCUGUCGUUGAAGCGUCUGGCAUCCAGGCUGAAGGUUCUAGGCGUGAGCUGUGACGUCAUCAAGCCCAGAGAUGUGUCUCGGCUCCACCCACUGGUGAAUAUCCAUGAUCUGGUGGGAGCUCUUCAUCUGCCCGGCGACAGCGUGGUCUCCCCGCCGGAUGUUAAUCACGCGCUCGCGGUGGCGGCGGCGGCUCACGGCGUGCAGAUUUACGAACACACCAGUGUGAACCAGGUCCUGGUGAAGGACGGGCACGUGACGGCGGUGGAGACGGACCGCGGAUCCGUCGAGUGCGAGUACUUCGUGAACUGUGCCGGACAGUGGGCGUAUGAGCUGGGUCAGAGCAGCGAAGUCAAAGUGUCUGUUCCUCUACACGGCUGUGAACACUUCUACCUGCUCACUAAACCCCUGCCUGAGCCCACGCGAGCCGACAGCCCAGUGGUGAUCGACUUCGACGGCAGGAUCUACGCUCGCUCCUGGAACGGGGGAAUCCUGUCCGGAGGGUUUGAGAAGAACCCGAAGCCCAUCUUCACCGAGGGCCGGAACCAGCUGGAGAUCCAGAACAUGCAGGAGGACUGGGACCACUUCGAGCCCAUGUUGAGCGCUCUGCUGCGCCGGAUGCCUGGGCUCGAGGCCUGUGAGAUCCAACAGCUGGUCAACUGCCCAGAAUCCUUCACUCCGGACAUGCGCUGCCUGAUGGGAGAGACGCCGGGGAUCUAUGGAUACUUCGUGUUGGCGGGCAUGAACUCGUCCGGGCUCUCGUUCGCUGGCGGCGCGGGGAAAUAUCUGGCGGAGUGGAUGACGUACGGAUACCCCAGUGCUAACGUGUGGCCGCUGGACAUCAAGCGCUUCGGGAACCUGCAGAGCAGCCGCACGUUCCUGCGCCAUCGAGUGAUGGAGGUCAUGCCGCUCCUCUACGGACUGAAGGUUCCCCGCUGGGACUUCCAGACGGGCCGGCAGCUGCGCACGAGUCCGCUGUACGACCGGCUCGACACACAGGGCGCGCGCUGGAUGGAGAAGCACGGCUUCGAGAGAGCCAAGUACUUCGUUCCCGCCGGGAAGGAUUUACUGGCGCUGGAUCAGAGUAAGACCUUCUACAAGCCCGACUGGUUUGAUAUCGUGGGAGCGGAGGUGAAGUGCUGCAAGGAGGCGGUGUGUGUCAUCGACAUGUCCUCCUUCACCAAGUUUGAGCUCACGUCUGCGGGCGACCAGGCCCUAGUUCUGCUCCAGCGCCUGUGUGCGAAUGACCUGGACGUGCCGGUCGGACACAUCGUGCACACGGGGAUGCUGAACGAGAGAGGCGGCUACGAGAACGACUGCAGCGUGGUGCGCCUCAGCAAAAACAGUUUCUUCAUCAUUUCGCCCACGGAUCAGCAAGUUCACUGCUGGUCUUGGAUUAAGAAGCACAUGCCCAACGACCCGCAGCUCCACCUGGAGGACGUCAGCUGGAAGUACACCGCUCUGAAUCUGAUUGGCCCGCGAGCCAUGGACGUGUUGUCGGAGCUGUCGUACGUGUCCAUGACCCCGGAGCACUUCCCCUCGCUCUUCUGUAAGGAGAUGAGUGUGGGAUACGCCAACGGCAUCAGGGUCAUGAGCAUGACACACACCGGAGAGCCCGGCUUCAUGCUGUACAUUCCCAUAGAGUAUGCACUGCAUGUGUAUAACGAGGUGAUGUCAGUGGGGCAGAAGUACGGGAUCCGUAACGCGGGCUACUACGCUCUACGCAGUCUGCGCAUCGAGAAGUUCUUCGCCUUCUGGGGGCAGGACCUGGACUCCUUCACCACGCCGCUCGAGUGCGGCCGCGAGUUCAGGGUCAAGUUUGACAAGGACACCGGGUUCCUGGGCCGGGACGCUCUGCUCCAGCAGCGGGUGGAGGGCGUGAGGCGGCGGCUGGUGAUGCUGGUUCUGGAGGAGCACGACCGGGAUCUGGACGUGUGGCCCUGGUGGGGCGAGCCGGUGUACCGGAGCGGGGAGCUCGUGGGCGGCACCACCAGCAGCGCCUACAGCUACAGCCUGGAGCGGCACGUGUGUCUGGGGUUCCUGAGCGCCAGGAGCCCCGACGGCUCCCCGGCCCCCGUCACCCCCGACUUCAUCAACCGCGGAGACUACGAGGUGGACAUCGCAGGCCAGAAGUUCCCGGCUAAAGCCAAGCUCUACCCCUUCAGCUCGCUCUUCACACAGCAGAAGCGGCGCAGGGAGGAGAUGGAGCUCAGCAACUUCCAGAGCAAGUAGAGAUGAGGAGCGUGUGUGUGUGUGUGUGUGUGUGAGUCUGAGGAGCUCAGCAACUUCCAGAGCAAGUAGAGAUGAG
Molecule: messenger RNA, 2864 nt
Organism: Rhinichthys klamathensis goyatoka
Lineage: Eukaryota; Metazoa; Chordata; Actinopteri; Cypriniformes; Leuciscidae
Gene: pdpr
Product: pyruvate dehydrogenase phosphatase regulatory subunit
Exons: 18
Coding region: 134-2788 (884 amino acids)
Cellular component (GO): mitochondrial matrix; cytoplasm; mitochondrion
Molecular function (GO): protein binding; oxidoreductase activity
Source: RefSeq, a predicted model, not a curated record